Lutzomyia longipalpis is the source of this 30519-nucleotide messenger RNA. It is a transcript of the gene pros, whose product is annotated as homeobox protein prospero. The coding region runs from base 2872 to 6936 and encodes 1354 amino acids. Gene Ontology annotation, biological process: regulation of transcription by RNA polymerase II. Gene Ontology annotation, cellular component: nucleus. Lineage: Eukaryota; Metazoa; Arthropoda; Insecta; Diptera; Psychodidae. The transcript is spliced from 6 exons. The record is from RefSeq and is a predicted model, not a curated record. Gene Ontology annotation, molecular function: RNA polymerase II cis-regulatory region sequence-specific DNA binding; DNA-binding transcription factor activity, RNA polymerase II-specific.
GAAGUAGAUACAUGUAUAUAUUUUGUAAAACCGCAAGAGAUUUCACGGAGGUGCUUUUGUAAAAGUUUCCAACAGUCAGUGGAAUCGACGCGAAUUGCAAACAAAGCAAAUGUUUCAAGACGCAAAAAUCCGGGUAUGCGGGACCCUCGCACGGACAGGAUAUGCCAUUCACUAAUUAGGAAUUGUUCUGGUAAAAAUUGUAAAAGCAGCAUCGCGCCAUGGCAAUGAUCCCAAAUUGCCCUGGUGUGUGUGUGUGUGUGUGGAAAAGUGCAAAAAGUGUCCUUCAAAAAAUUAACUUAAUUAAAAUUUCUCCUUCGUUGGGGCAGAGAUUGUUGCAUAUAAUUUGUGCCUGGGACACAUAAAAAAAUUGACCAUGUACGGACUAUGUAUGUGCGGGAGAUGCUUUCGCUUGCUGAAAAAUCAAUGACACACAUUUAACUCAUUUGGAUUUUUAUAUAUAAAAGUUGGGGGAUUUUUUUCAUGUCCACGAGGGGGUGGGAGCUGUGUGCGGUGCAAAAAAAAAACGACGAAAAAGAACUUAUUGAAAUGAAUGUCUGAUGGUGAGUGUAUGUGCGCGCGAGUGCUGAAUGUGGAUGUUGGGGGAUUUUUUUUUACCUAUCAUAAUAUGCUCGAACUUGGAAAAAUUGUUUAAGUAUUUAAAUGCUUUUCACAAAUUAUCUUUAGAGUUUUCUUAAAAAGAAAAUUCAAAGGGGUUGAAAAAUAUUCAUCAAAAGACAUUUUUUAGGUUUUGAAUUUUUUUUUAUCUCAAAUAGAUAAUUUUUUUUUUGAUAAAAUGCGUGCUAUAUAUACAAUACAGCCAUAUAUAGCACGCGUAAAAGCUCCCUCAUUCCCAAAAGUUCAUCGCUUGCAUUUGAGGCGGUACGCACACAUCGAUGACUCUCUAAGUUUGGCUAUUGUGUGUGUGUGUGUGUAUUGCGUACUUUUACAGGGCUUUUUCCGGAAAAAUUGACCAUGUGGGGGGGAUGGUGAGAUGUAUCGAUAGCACACAGUGACAGAUUUGGGGUGCUGGAAAAAAAAGCUUUCGAAGGCGGAGCGAAAAAUUGUGUAGAUUGAAAACGCAAGCGCCGCGAUGUCCGGACACACCCCCACCAUCGCGAAUGUCACACACAAACAUGCACGGGUUUAAAAGUUUUCGUGUAGGAAAACCAAAAAUCAUGCCCCGAAAACGAGAAAACUGUGUAUAGAAAAAAAUGCGGCGCCUCAACACUCGUGGAAAUCGGGAAAAUAUGUCCUAUCUAUAUGUGCGUCUGAUUUGCCUUGUGCAAUGGGCACAAUGUGAUUAUAUCUAGCGAUGUUUCUUGUUGGCGCGCCGCGACGCUCAGUCACGCUGUUCCAGCGUCGUUGUUAAUACGCGUAAUCGCCGUCCGUCGCGCGCGAUGCCAUACUACCGGCGUCAUAUUUCUUAUUUUUUAUUAUUAAUAUCAAAAUGAAAAAGACGAAAACUAGAAAAAAAAUCACGUAUCCUGUCGUUUGCAAAAAAAAAACCAUAAAGUUCAACUUUUGACAUAAAGUAUAAAGAAAAAAAUAUACAACCAAAAAGCAAUUUACCAGAAAGUUACCAAAAAAAGACCAAAUUCUAAAAAAAUCGGGAAAAUUUUUUUUAGACACAAAGAACAAUUUUGUUAGAAAAAAAAAGAAUUAUUCCGGAUUGUUAAGGAAAAAGUUUCUAGACAAAGAAGAAAAAUUCUUUCUUGUGGACCCUUGAAGAAAAUUUCAAAAAGAAAUAUCUUAUUUUGCUUCAACAAAUCCUUCUCCAUUUCUUCCGGGAGCUUAAAAGGAAAGGAAAAUUGUUAAUUUUCUUCUGUGAAAAAAUAAAUCAGUGUGGUUUACUUCAGGCGGCGUGCAGUGGUGUUUUCCAAAAUAAAAAAAAGUGUCGAAGAACUUCCUUUUAUUUGGAAUUGAAAAAUUUGUGCGGACAUACCUUAAGUUCAGACACUACUCACCUGCUUUCCUUCACCAUCUCAGUUGCAAAUCCUUUGCCAAAAAAAUAAACAUAUAUACAAAUCGUGCGCGUAAAAUACCAUCGACUAACAACAAAAAACAAGAAUAUAAAAAAAUCUAAUUUUUAUAGUAAUUGUAACCCUUUAAAGAUAAGAUCAAGUUCAACCCCGUGUCGACUUACCAUCCAAACGGCACGAAGAGUCAAGAUAAAAAAGAGCGUCAAAUUUCACUUUAAAACAUCUAAAAACAAAACCAACUAAGAAAAACCAAGAAAUCAUUAAGAAAAGAAACAAAUUAACUGACAAGUGUGUAAUAGUAGAUUUAAAUGAUUUGAGAGCCAAAAAGAAAAAUCAUAGAAUAACAAUCACAUUGUAGGACCGCGUAGAUUAAUAAGGAAGUGUGCAAAAGAAAAUCAAAGUGCAAUACAGAGACAACGAGUUGCUGUUAAAGUUUAUUCUUUAAGAGGAAAAAAACUAAGAAAAAGCCGUGUUUUUUUUUAAAUCGAAUUUGUGAAACUUUCAUUGAAAAAAUCAAGUUGAGUAACGACGACGUCCACAGUGGCAUCACUCCGAUUGAUGAUGGCAAACUCGCUGCAUCUCUUCUAUGGAUACAGACAGUUUGAGCAGCAGCCGUCUUAGAGAACAUCACCACACACAUCAUCAACUUUAUUGUACCACACUUAUUGCGUCACUCGUGUCAGGUCCAUGCGAUGGAAGGGGAAUUCUAAGGCCGGGUUAAGAGAGGGGCAUCGUCGGCAAGUGGAAGGGGCACAGAGUCGUGCGAAACAUCAAGAGAAAUUAGUAUUGAGUAAUAAGUGUAAGCAGACGAGCAAUACGGUGAAGAACAUUGGAGGGGGGAACGCAUCUCCCACUUUUAUGGUCACUAGGCCAAUAAAGUUGUGUUGUUCUUAUGAUGUCAUCAGAGGAGGACACAGACUGUUACGGCUUGUACGGAGAUAAGUUACUGAAGAAAUCCAAACGUACCAGACAGCGUGUAGACGCGGGCGAACCAAGAAAUAGUUACUCGUCAAUACCGAAUUUCAGUUCAAGACCAUCCUUCAUGAGUGGAGGUCUCUACGGGGCUAUCUUUAGCCAAAGUCAGCAGCAUUUCGGACUGUUCGGCCCGAAUUACGGGCCCGCGAAGAUGCUCAACGAAUUGUUGGGUAGGCAAGUGAAACAGGCGCAGGACGCCUCUGGACCGGACUUACUUUCCACGAUGGACGCAGUUGUGAAUGCGGACGGUGUGGCCAAUCAUGGCUUCGAGGGUGCCCAGCUGAAUUCGUCGGCGGGUGGCACGGGUGGCGCGAGUGGUGGUGCAGUGAUACGACGCGGUAGUCUCGGUGGUAGUGGCAGUAGUGUGGACCUCGAUGGUGGUAGUACAUCCCCACAGGCGAAUGACCUGGCGCACCACAUGCUGCGCAACAUCCUGCAAAAUAAAAAGGAGCAGCUAAUGGCGCUCGAUCAGGAGCUCCGUGCUGCCCAGCAGAAUCAUCAGGGUGGCGGAAGCUGCGGGGAGCGCCGCAGCACCUCACCGGACAAUAAUAACAGCAUUAAUAAGAAUAAUAACAAUAACAGUAUCAAUUCGGACGUUAAGAGUGAUUCGGUGGGUGGCAAUUGUGGCAGUGGUGGUGAUAUGAGUGACUCCAGUGAGGGGUGUGGGGGUAAAGUGAUCAAAAGGAAUGACUCCAUCUCACUGGGGGAUUCAAGUAGUGCCGAUGAGACAUCCCAAGCGGGCCCAGAUACGCGGCCACAGCAGAAUCAUAUGAAUCAAAAAGGUGGUGGUGGUGGGCAGAAGAAGGACGUGGUGCUCAGUCGAAGUCGCGAUGAUAUGCUGGAUGAUGAGAUGACGGGGCUAAAUUCACGCUCAGACUCCGAUGCAUCCCUCCCAUCACCCGAUCCCGAUGACAGCCUCCUGCUGAGGCCAAAGGAGGAGCUCGAUAUGGACACCAACAACGACAAAGAUGGCGCAAUGUCACCGUCACAGGGUAAAGGUGAUCCACCUGUGGCGUUGGACAUGAAGAGGGCACGCGUGGAGAAUAUUGUGUCGACAAUGCGAUCGAGUCCGGCACUGUCGGUGCCGCAGCAACCCCAAGUGAAUGGGUGCAAGAAACGAAAGCUCUACCACCCGCAGCAACAUGACAAUAGUGCCGUGGAGCGUUAUGCAGCAUCCGCGGCGGCGGCCAGCUUGUACCUGGGCCUCGGCUCAAUGAGCGAGGAUGACGAUGAUGGCAUUGAGUCGCCGCAAAUUCACCAGAAGCGCGUCGAGAAGAAUGCCCUUAAAUCCCAAUUGCGCUCAAUGCAGGAACAACUUGCGGAGAUGCAGCAGAAGUAUGUGCAAUUGUGCACGCGAAUGGAGCAAGAGAGUGAAAGUCAGGAGGCUGAUGAUAAUUCCAGUGAUAUGGAGCAAGAUGAUGUGAUUGAGCAGCCGAGUGAGAAGGUUUCAGUGAGUCAGCGAAUGCCAAUGUCGUCGCCACUGAAGGAUUUACCAUCACCCAAGACAUCGACGCCCAAUAUGUUGUCUCAGGUGAUGAGUAAGAUGCUCCCGAGUAAGCUCCAUGCGCAGCUGCCGCUGCAUCCACACCUACCGCCAACAUUCAAUGGUACCCACCCCCUGCUGCAGCAUAUGCAACACAAUGCCACAAGUAGUGCUGUGCACGAGCUGGCUGCCCUCCAGCAUCCGCAUGCACAGCAUUCACAUCAUGCAAUUAGCAAUGCUGCCGCCAUGUACCUGGGUGUGAGUCAAAAAUUGUUUCUCGAACAAGAGGCACGAAUGGCAAAGGAAGUUGCUGAGCACAAUGAGCGUGAACGUGAACGUUUGCAGCAGCAGCAGCAGCAGCAGCAGCAACAGCAGCAUCAAAGUGCCCCAAAUGUACCAACAAUGCAACCACAUCAAGUUUCUCAUCAGCAAACAACGCAACAUCAGGCACAACAUCAGCCACCGAAUCAGAAUCAAUCGCAAGUGCAGCAAAAUACACUGCCACAGAUGCAGCAGCAGCACACGCAGCAGCAGCAGCAACAUACGCAGCAGCAGCAGCAACAGCAACAACAAACCCACCAUUCGCCCAAUCAACCACAGCAGCAACAGCAGCAGCAAAUUCAACCUCCGCAAAUGCAAAUGCCCACGGGGGUUUUACCGAAAGUUUCGACAAUCCCGUCAGAGCUGUCGGACAGAUUGAGUAUGAUGCGAACGUCGAAUCCCGUGGGACCAAUGUCGGGCUCUGAGCUCGAGGGGCUGGCUGAUAUGCUGAAAUCCGAAAUUACGGCAUCCCUGUCGAAUCUCGUGGAUUCCAUUGUGACGCGUUUCAUUCAUCAGCGACGUUUCCUUGGGAAGCAAUCCGAAGCCGCCGCGGCGGCAGCUGAGCAAUUGAGUAAGGAUCUCAUAAUGGCGUCACAGCUGCUGGAUCGAAAGUCACCGCGAACAAAGGUUGCAGAUAGAUCGGGAGGCGGCAAUCAAGCAGGUAAUGGAGGAGUUGUUAGUAGUCUAGGUCAGCAGCCGCCGUCGAGCACCGGUGGGCUCAGCAAUCAUGCCCAAGGUGCAAUGAUGGGUGGUGUACAGAGUCAGGGCGGACCCCGGAUGAACGGCAGCGCUUUCCCACCCAUGGGAAUGCCGAUGCACGUGAACGGACCGCAGCAGCAGCAUGAAAGUAGUUUAGGAAUGAACACAAUGAAUAUGCCACCUCAUGUACGUCCCUCGCCCACAGCGGCAAUGUUUCAGGCACCCAAACCACCGCAGCAGCAGCAGCAGCAGCAGCAACAGCAGCAGCAACAGCAGCAGCAGCAGAUGAAUCCCGUAACAGCGGCAGCAUUGUACAAUACAAUGAAAUUGAAUGAUUUCUGCAUACCUGAUCCGCGUGAGCAGAAUCCCGAGCAAACGGAGGCACUGCCAUUGGUGGUGACGCCGAAGAAGAAGCGCUCAAAGGUCACGGAUACGCGAAUAACGCCGCGAACAGUGAGUCGAAUCUUGGCUCAGGAUGGCAUUGGGCCACCACAGGGUCAGAUGGAGAAUGCAAAUAGUGUCACGGGGAAGGGGUAUACGAAUCCACCGGUUAGCGUGGCCACGAGUACUCCAUCGGGUAGCCCAUCGCCACGGCCGUCGUACCAUCCGCCCCCGCCGUCGAUGAUGCCCAUGUCUCUGCCCACGUCUGUGGCCAUUCCCAAUCCGUCGCUGCACGAGUCACAGGUGUUCUCACCGUAUAGUCCCUUCUUCAAUCCGCACGCCCCCCAUGGGCCGCACGGACCACAGCCGCAGCCGGCGCAAUUGCACCACAUGAAGAUGUCCUCAAGUCCACCGGGUCUCGGUGGGAUGAUGGACACACGGGACUCACCGCCGUUGCCACAUCCGCCCACGAUGCUGCAUCCGGCCCUCUUGGCUGCGGCACACCAUGGCAGCUCACCCGAUUACGGGCACAUCCGUGCCGCCAUGGAUACCAACGAUCGCAACUCAGACUGCAACUCAGGCGACCCAAUGUACGAGCCUACCUCGUCUACAUUAACACCCAUGCAUCUGCGGAAGGCGAAACUGAUGUUCUUCUGGGUGAGAUAUCCCAGUUCUGCUGUCCUGAAAAUGUACUUCCCGGACAUAAAGUUCAACAAGAACAAUACUGCUCAACUUGUGAAAUGGUUCUCCAACUUCAGGGAGUUUUAUUACAUUCAAAUGGAGAAAUAUGCACGUCAAGCUGUUAGCGAAGGUGUCAAGAGUGCCGAUGAUCUUCACGUGAGCGGUGAUAGUGAAAUCUAUCGUGUGCUGAAUUUGCACUACAAUCGGAAUAACCACAUAGAGGUAUGCCGUGAUCAGGUACCAUCAAACUUCCGAUAUGUUGUGGAACAGACCCUUCGUGAAUUUUUCAAAGCAAUUCAAGGUGGCAAAGAUACAGAACAAUCGUGGAAGAAGUCAAUAUACAAAAUUAUAUCGCGACUGGAUGAUCCUGUACCGGAGUACUUCAAGUCUCCAAAUUUUCUGGAACAACUUGAAUAGAUUUAAAACAAAAAAUUUUCAAUAUUUAAUUUAAUUGAGAAACAAAAUAUUCUUCAUACCGAAGAAAUGUUCUUAAACCAAAAAAAAAAUGAAUUAUGUGAAAUCUGAAUUAUUUAAUAUCCAAAAAAAAGAAGAAUUAAGAAGGAAGAAAAGAGGAAAAGAUGCUGAAAUUUAUUGAAAAGAUUGAGGAGAAGCUUACAGAGUUUAUUUAACAAAGAAAAAGUAAAAAAAAAUGAAAUCUAAAACGGUAAAAAAAUGAAGUUUUAUGCAAAUUUAAGGAUUAAAUUGAAAUUAAAUACAAAUUUAUUGAUGAAACAAAAUAAAGAGAGAGAGAGAGAAACAUGGAGAAUCGUUUAUAGUGAAAAAGAGAGAAAAGUGAAGUAAAAAAAAAUUAAGAAAAGAACAAAGAGAAUAAAAGAUACAUAUAACAACUUUUGUGGUUCCUAUAAAUGUAGUGUGCUUACGUCCAAAUAACAAGCGACUGCAAUUAUUAUCGACGAUAUACUCGCGUUUAGGCCUUCAUUUCAAAAAAAAAAAAAGUGAAAAAUGAAAAGGAAAAGUGAAAUAAAUAUUAAAAAAAAAGUAAAUAAAAUUAAUCUAAAUUAAAGAAAAAAAAAACACAGAGAAAAUUAUUAACCAAAAUUUUUAGUCAAAAACGUAAAAAUUUCACAUGUUAAUGGGAUAGAACAUGUUUUUUGAGGACAAAUCUUUGAUAAAACAUACUGGCAUAGUGUUUUGUGUUUUUGUUUUCAUUUUUUUUGGGAAUGGAAAACCGGGCAAGAAAAAUUUUCAACAACAACAAAAAAAGUAUCCAACGUCGUCAACCGCAAAUAUUUAUAUAAGUAUUUUAUUAAAAUCAACAACCAAAGCAAUAAACCAGGAAGCUCCCCAAAUAAAAAAAUAAAAAAAUAAACGAAAUAGCAUCAAACAAUAGGAUCAAAAAAAAAGACAGCAAAACCACCCGCAGCCACAGAACUGAAGCAGCAGCCAUGAUUUCUUUCAUUUUCAAACAUUUUUAAUUUUUUAAAAAUAAUUCAACAAAACCACCACAACAACCGUUGAAACAAACCAGGAAAUAAAAUAGAUUUUUGCAGGAUAAAUGGAGACAGGUACGGAUUAAUUUGUAUUUUGCAGAAAAAAAAACUGAGGUACAUUGUGUGUAAUUUUUCGCCAAAUACACCAAUCCUCCCGUUGUGCGGGGGACGUAAAAUAGUCAUCAGGAUAUUAAAGAAAAAAAAAUGAAAAUAAAAUAAAACCAUUUACAACAACAACAAAAAACUAAUGAUUGUGUCACGUGUAAACUGUAUUGCAGCAGCAACAUUUAUUUCUUAUAACAAAACGUAGAACAACCUACAGAACAAAAAAUAAAAUAAAAGUAAAUCAACCACAUAGAAAAAUAUGCAUUUCUAGAAAACAGAAUUUAAGCUAAUUUUUCUCAAUCAACUCUGUAACACUGAAAGCGAAUUGCAAGAAAAAAAAUUAAAUUGCAAAAAUCAACCAUAAAACCGAUACAUUAUGUAUUGAUUUAUUUCUCUCACAUUCAACCAACAACAAAAUAAGUAAAUAAAAAUUUAUUGAGUAUAGUCUUUAAUAAAUGGAAAAUUACAAAACUGGGGUUUUAUGUUAAACAAAAGAAAAUGUAAUCGGUUGAUUUUUCGACUCUACAGACUUUAUAAAAAAAACAGCAAGUAAGCAAAAGAAAAACUGUGAAAAAAAGUCAAAUUAGCAACCGAUUCCAAAUGUAAGAUUCAUUAAAAGAAAAAAAUAUUAUUGUAAUAAUGCCAAUGUCUAACAAUAUUUGCAUAAAAAAUAUUUAAUUAAAAUGUAUAGAAAAUAUAUAUAUUUAGCAUCUCUGUGGUUGGGUCAUUGGCUGAAAGAAUUUUAUUUUUAUUUUCUCUUUGUGGUUCUAACCCACUUGAGAUGAAAGAAAAACAGAAAAUAAAAUUAUCAAUUCAAACCUCCCGCCAAUUACCCAGCCACCGAAAAAACUGCCACUAAAAAAAAACAUAGAAUUGUGUAUAAAGAAAAAAAUUGACAAAACCCAUUAAAAAAUCUAAGAUAAAUAUUUAUACAGUGUAAAUAGUCGUGUCCAUCAGUAUUUCGAAUAAUAAAAAAAAAAGUUUAGAAGUGGAAAAAAUUCAACAAAAAAAAAUCGUGACAGUGGAGUUUAAAAAAAAAUCAGGCGAUAUGUGUAUAAAAAAAAUUAAUGAUAAAAAUUAUGAUUAUGAGAAGUAAAGUAUAAAAGGAAGAAAAAAAAUUAAAUACAAUUAAUAUAUCGUAUUAGAUAGUUUGAAUAUAUUUUUAUUAUUUAUCCUGUAACAUACAAAGAUGAAAAAAAUCUAAUUUUUAAUUUUAAACACACCAAAGCUAUCACAUAGUAAUUGACUAGUCUUGGAAUUAGUUGCACAACAUAUUGCCCACAGAGAUUGCGGCAAUAUGCUGUCAAAUUAAUUCAUUCCUACUUUUAAAACAUUCCGUUAAAAUUUAAGAAAAAACAAAAUAAUUUUAAGUUGUGUGAAGAUUUUAAUUUAAUUUUGAAUAUUAGCUCAAAAUUUCACACCAAAAGAAAUCUGUUCAAAAAUAAAUUUUCUUUAAAGGUUUAUUUUCAUUUAAGCUGGAGAAAAACCUUUUUCAUUUAAAGCUAAAUUUUCUGGAAAUAAAAGUAUAUCGCAAUAUUUUUUUCUGAUUUCCAAAAAAUAAAUAGAUUUGAAAAAUAUAAUAAUUUUGAAAAGUAAUAAAAAAAAAUUUGUAAAAAAGUCAAAGUUAUUUUCUAAAAUAAUAAGUUUUUCUAUUCUGCGACCAAGAAAACUUUGAAAUUUCAAGAAUUUUCAUUAAAUUCGCAGAAUCAAAGAUUUAAAAAAAAAUUCAUAAUAUUUGUAAAACAAAUAAUACUUACAUUUUAAAAGUUAUAUUAUGAUAAAAAUUUGUUUCAAUAACUUGAUUUUAUAAUAAUUUUCAGGUCUAUGAAAAAAAUAAAAUUUUUAAUAAAUAAUUUUCAAAAGUUUUAAUACAUUUCAAAAAUAAUAAUAUAAAAUUUCAAUAUAUUAUUAUUUUCAAAAUUUAUUAAAAUAAAAAUGUCUUAUAAACAAAAUUAAUACAAAUUAUUAAUUAUUACUUUUCAAAAAUAUUAAUAAUAAAUUUGAAAAAUAUUCAAUAAUUUCCAUCAAUUCAAAAAAAAAUCCUUUAAAAUUGUAAUUUAGUAACUUAAAAUGGCAAAAAUUCAUUUUCCUACUUUUCCUUUCCCUAAAUUCAAACUAACCUAGAGACUAGUGAUUUAGACAGUGAUUGAGGUAUAAAAAAGCAGUUAAAACAAUUGCCAGAAAAACCCUUUGAAAAUAUUAUUAAAACAAAAAAAUCAUUACACUUGAGGUCCUUGCCACGGUGCAAACACCUCAAAAGUGGCAAACGGUGAGUUUCCUAGUCUUGUAUAAUUAAACAAACAAAAAAAAAUGAAGUAAAAAGUGAAAGUCGUGAGAUAAUGAAAAAAAUCUUUAACAUGAAAAUAAAACAAAUACAUAAAAAAUAAUAUUAAAAAAAUAGACAUGAAAAUUUUGUAAAAAAAAAUGAGGUGAAAACGAUACUUUUCAAGAAGAAAAAAAGUUUUCUUUGAAAAUAAAAUUGCGAUAGUUUUAUGAUUUAAAGGAAUUUUAACUAAUUAUUUUUAAUUUUUUUAAAAGAAAAAAAAGUUCAAUUCCUACUUUGUACAAAGAAUGAAAAUUUUGAAUUUUUAUUAGCUAUAUUUUUAUUGAUAAUUUUAUGUAUUAAUAAUGAUGAAAUUUUAUUAUACAAUUUGCUAUUCAAAUUGUAAAUUGUAUGAGCAAAAAAAAACUAUUAUUUAUAAUUAAAAUAUUUGAAUGAAGUUAAUUUUAUUUAGAAAAUACAAAAAUAUGCCUUCAAAAUUUAAUGAAAAAAAAAUAAAAAUGAUAAAAAAUUUAUGAAAAAACAAUGUAACUGAAUUUUGUGAUAAAGUGAGGAGAUUUAAAAAAAAAAGCAGAAGGAAAUUAGGGGUGGAAAGGAAAAUGUGGGAAAUUUUGGGUUAUUUUUAGGGGGAGAGGUUUAAUCCCCUGAAAAGAAAAAUCCGAAAUUUUCCUUGAAACUUUCUAUGUCUAAUUUUUUUUUAAAAGUUUAGGAAAUAUUUUCUUUCGGUACAAACUUGGCAUUAAUCAAGGAUUAUCCCGUCUUUUUAUUUUUGAUUUUUUUCUUGGUUUUGUGAACUCUCCUGGUUGUGAUUUUGUAAGUAUGAUUUAUUUUAUUUUAUUUAUUUAUUAUUUGUUUUUGAAAUGAAAAUUCCUAUUUUCCCUGUUUCCACCUCCAUUCCGGUUUUACCAUCCAAUCCUGGAAAUUUUAAAUUAAUACACGUACAUUUAGUAAUAUUUCAUAAAUUACAUAGACAAGUAAUCAGUGUAGAAAUUUAGCUAACUUCUUAGUCAUCUACGGGAAUCGAAAUGAGACCGAAAAGAAACGGUCACAAAGCUCUAGAGACAACAUGCCAAAACAUCCGUAGAAGCAGCUAAAUAACGAAGAAGAAAAAUCAUAGAAUUUAGGGCGAGGAUUUAUUAAAACCCACAGUGAAUUGAGAGGGAAUCUCAUUUGUAAUUUUUCGUAAUAUAAAAGUAUAAGUGUUGUGUGAAGAAGAAAAGAAAUGGAACUGAAUUAUUGUCGCGAUGCAGUUUACACCGAUAGACAACAAUUUUUGUGAGACUUUCUAAUUAACAAAUUCAAAACCAAUUCUCAGACAAACAAAUAAAUAAACCAAGAGGCCACUUAAAGCCAAUUAAACAGGAUAAAAAAUAUUUAAAUACCACAAAAUGCAAUAGCCACAGCAAACCAAGUUAUUUGAAAUGAAGAAAAACUCCACCAAACCGAGAUAAACCAUUCUUAACUAAAAAAAAAACAAUGGCAGUAUAUUUCAAGAUAUUGUGUAAUUUUAACCGAUUUAUGAUUAUUGGAUGAAUAAAAAAAAAUCUAAGAAGGAUUUUUAUUGUAUAAACGAUGAAAAAUGGAAUUUAUAAUGAAAAAAACAGAAAACAAAAUAGCCAGGGUAGAACUUGCAGAGUUUUACAAAGAAAUAGUAAAAAAAAAAACAGAAAUAUCUAUCAGUCAAAUUUCCCAGGAGAAUAUUUCGCUAGAGAUCACAAAAUUUCCCAAAAGAUUCAUAUUUUUGGGCUUAUUUUUCAGGAUAUAAAAAUUAAACAAAAACAAAAAUGAAAUAAAACUCAUUGUGAAACUGUUUCGCACGAUUUUGCACUUAAAGUGGAAGAAAUCGUAAUAAAAAAAAACAUAUUGAAAAAAUUAUUGAGACGAUGCAAAUAGAUAAAAAAAAACAACUUCAACAAUGAAAACUUCCAAAGGCGAAAGGCAAACAAAGUUUUACAAAAGAAAUAGAGGAAGGAUAAUGAAGAAAUAAAAAAAAAUGAAAUAUAUAUCAUCAGUCUUGCAGUAAACUUUUGGCUUUGCGUUCCAGACAGUCGGAAUGUUUGCAAAAAAUACAUGAAAAUAAAGUAAAAUUAAAAAAACAAGUAGAUGUAAAAUGAAAACUAUUUUUAGUUGUGAAAAUUUUAAGGAUAAAUUCAAAAUAUUGCAGAAAUUUUGUAAGAAAUCUGAUCACAAAAUUCCAAAAGAAAAAAAAACAUACAGAGAAAGCACUUGAUGGGUCAGCCAUCAUGUUUCAACUUUCGACAAAUCAUUACGGGAAUUUUUAACAAGGAUCAUAUCAGUUGAAAUAGUGUAAUAGCUUCUUCAGGUUUUAGACAAGGGGGUGUUUAUCUGAAUAAAAAUUAAUAUUUGGAUAUUCGGAUUUUGAAGGGAAUUGUUCGGAAAUAUUCUGAGUUUUAGAUUUAAAAACAAAUAUUCGGAAUUUUUCGAGAAUUAUUUGAAGAAAUAAUAAAAAUUUUAUUUUUUGGGAAGUAGGUAUUCGGAUUUUUCGGAUUUUUUUUGGAAAUUAUUCGGAAAUUUUCAGACUUAGUUUUCAAAACAAUAAGAAGAGUUUUUCGGGAAUUAUUUGAAAAUUUUCAGAAGUAUUCGGAUUUACGAAUCUUUUCGGGACUUAUUCGAAAAUAUGACUUUUUUUUGAAUUAUUCGGAAAUAUUCUGAUUUAAAUAUUCGGAUUUAAAAUAAAAUUAUUCGGAGUUUUUCGGGAAUUAUUUGAAAAAUCAAUUUUUGGGUAAUAUUCGGAAAUCUUUUGACUUGGUUUUCAAAACAAUAAGAAGAGUUUUUCGGGAAUUAUUUGUAAAUAUUCGGAAAAUUCGAUUUUUCGUAAAAUUUUCGGAAGUAUUCGGAUUUACGAUUCUUUUCGGGAGUUAUUCGAAAAUAUGACUUUUUUCGAAUUAUCCGGAAAUAUUCCGAUUUAAAAUAAAACAAUUCGGAGUUUUUCGGAAAUUAUUUGAAAAAUCAAUUUUUGGGUAAUAUUUGGAAAUCUUUUGACUUGAAUUUUAAACCAAAAAGAUGAGUUUUUCGUGAAUUAUUUGAAUUAUUUGGACGUCAUUUCGAUAACCACCCAACUCGUUCUGAUUAAAUAAAUAUUAUUCUUAAAUUUUCCGAUUAUUCAUCAAACAAAUCAAAAUAUCCUGCAGACAAACACCCCCUUAUCUCUAGACUUAGCUCUCGAGACUUAAGUCAUUGAAUCUGAAGGGGCUAUAAAUAAGGAUUUAGGUUUAAAGUUAAAAUAUUCGGCGUGGAUUCUUCGGGAAUUUUACAGCAAACCAUUUUGGGACAUUUAAAAAACAUUUUCUUUUUCAACAAAUAAACUCAAAUUAAACGAAAAAUAAAACCAAUUAAGUCAACAAUAGCAACCGCGUGUUUCACGCGAACCGGAUUAAGUUUGUAUAUCAUAAACAGUGACAAAAAAAUCUCAAAUAUGACUAAAGGACAUAUUACCACAAAAACCAUUAUUUUACCACUUACGCCAUCCUCAGUUGCGUAGAAGACACGGAGAAAGUGAACAUGAUCUCAACAUCUUGCAUUUAAUCAAGUGUAGGGGAAAUUCAAAAUUUGUUGAUAUAUAUGAAAACUAUAUUAACAGCAGAAUCUGUAGACAAUGUACCGAAGAAAAAAAUGCAAAUACGAGAUCUACUAAAUCAUAUAAAAAUAAAUAAAAGGAUGAGGAUCAUUGUCCUUAUCACAGAGCUACGAAAAAGAAAUUUAAAAAAAUAAAUAAACCAACAAUAAAACCUAAAAAACAGUGUAACAAGAAGUAGGAAGAAGUAACACGGAUACGACGGAGAACAGCAACUCGUUAUCAAAGUCAUGCGACGUCGCAGGAACGUCGCAAGGACGUCGCGAAGUCGCAGAGUGAAAUAGAGGUGAAAAAAUACUUUAAAAAUAAACUUUUUUGUGUUACAAUAGCGAAUGGAUUCGAUUUCCAAUGGGGUGAUGGCAUUUGCAUUACGUCCGCGGCAAUUGGGUGUGAUUUUGGGCGAAUCCCCCAAUGCAUAGGGUGUGCACAGGCAUGAAAUCAACCCCCUGGAAAUUCGAAGAGAUUUUUUAGUUCAAACAAACCUCCUCCUCCCCCGAAAAAACAGAAAAAGUUAAUUUUUUCAUACAACGACGCGUACACCAAUGCUAAAGGACAUCCAGCACAAAGGACGCGUGAUGGAAGAAUUAAUUUGAAAACAUGAAUUUUUUCAAGCGAAUGCUUGUGGAGAAAAAGUUUCCCAUAUAGAGAAAACAAAAACAAAUCAAAUUCGGAGAACUUUGAACUCUCCGCAGUAAAAAGAAGUAAACUUAAAUGUGAUUGUGUAACUAUGAAGUGAAAAAAAUGAGGAAAAUAAGGAAAAUAGAACAGUGGAAUAGUUAAUCAAUCAUAAUGAAAUUUUUUAAUUUGCAAUAGUGCGUGGGCGUAGUUGGGUGUUCUUAGCUGAGAGCACACAGCUUGUCUGCAAAAAAACCGGGAUAAUUUAUAGUACAAGAAUCAAUAAGAAAAAAAAACCAACACUUAAAAGCAGAAACCAAUUAAUAAAACUAUUUAUAUUUUUAUACAAAGUCUUUAUAAUAAAAUAAAUACAAAAAAAAAACCAGUAAAGUCAAGCAUAAGAAUCAAUUGACUAAAUAAAGCUUAAAAAUAAAUCGAUCUAUCAAAAAAACAUACAAAUUUCAUAAAGGUGUUAAAAUUGUCGCGAUUUGUAGAUAAAAAAAAAUGCACACACACUGUGACAAAACACCCCCAAAAUAUGGUUUUUUAAUUGUAAUAAAAGAAAUAUUAUUAAACAAAAAUUGGUUACACAGAGCAUUUAAAAAAAAUGAUGAAGAAAAAGAAGAAAAAUGUAAGUGGGAGCAGCAUAAACGCGAGUGAAAGUGAAAUUACAGUGGAAACCUUUUAUUAAAAGAAAAACAAACAAAAAAAUAUAAUAGAAAUUUUUUACAGCAAGUGUUUUUUGUAGAUAAAUUAAACAUCCUAAUUUGAAUGCAACAGACGAUUUCCAGUCGUGCGUAUAUUUUUUAAUAGGACCGUAAUACGUGAUAUAAGCCAUGAAAAAAUGCGUAAUAGAAAUUUAAACACAAAAAAAAAUGGAAAAGAAAACGAAACUUCUAAUACAGAAAAAAACCUACAUAAAAUCAGAAAAUAAAAUAUUAAAAAAAAAAACAUUAAAUCAACAAAUUACCACAGACUGCAAUAAAUGUGAUCAGAUAUUAUAAAGCAUAAAUAUAGAAUAUAUACAUAUACUUGGAAAUAAAAAAAAUAUUAAUUAAUAAUGACCUUUUACAUUUACCCGCGCGCGAAUAUUCGCUGUCAGAUUGGAAAGGAAAAGUGAAUGAGAAUAGAAGAAGUUGAAAUAAAAUAAAAAAAGUAGGAGCGAGCAAAUGAUGUGACGGUUUUAUUUCAAAUUUCUCAAACACAGAAAAAAAAUGCAAUCAGCAUAACGAUCUUUAAAGAAAAAAUCAAACAAUGGAAUGCAUGUUGCAGCAUAAAAAAAUGCAAAAGACAUUACCUUAAAAAAAACAAAAAAAGGAGUUUACAGAUAUUGUAUACUAUAUUUAUAUACAGCCAGGAUGAGAAAUCAUUUAUGUGUGUCUUGUUUUUGGGAUAUUUUUGGGGAUAUAUGAAUAUUUAUUGAAGAAAGAAAAGAAAAGAAACAAAGACAAAUAUUUAUAUAUUUAUACAAAACAUAACAAUAGUCGUUGGAUUUUCAUGGCAGUUUUCUGUCAAAAUCCACAAACCGGGUUUAUUUACAAUUCACAAGCCAAUUCAUUUGCAAUAGUGUGUAAGGUUUAGAUGCCGAGGGACAUUGUGGGACAACAUUUUUUUGGCACAAAUCAUCAAUCCCAUCACUGCAACCAAUAUUAAACCUAAAUAUACCUAAUUCGAAUUUAUGGACCAAAAAUUGUGGACCAAAUGAUUCCCGGAGCAUUGAACUACGAUAAAACUGGAUGCAGGGUGAUGAGCAAAGUUCAUUUAAAUAAAAAUUAAUUUGAAUUUUAUUUUUUCAAUAUUUAUCAAUUCUUUUUAAAUCAUUCUUUAACCACAAAUCUCUGAGAAUUUUUAAAUUUGUUUUUAAUGUAGCUUUUUUUGGGGAAAAGAUUGUUGGACAAAAAUUAGGGAAAUUAUCCGUUUUUACUGGUUUUUACAAUUUAGUCAAAGAUAUUCUCUUUAUUGUGUCGAAAUUAUUCGAUUUUAAGAAAGAUUUUGAAAUUAUCAUUGAUAGAUUUGUUUUAUCUUUUCUAUGAAAGUUCUAAAACGAAUUAUUUCCUUUUUAAAACUUUCUUUUUUUAAUAAAAAUUAAUGAUAUCUUUUUUUUUUUUAAAGUUUUUUACCUCUUUUUAAUGAGAGUUUUUAAGAAUAAACAACUUUUCUCCUUUAUAUAAAACAUUUAUUUCAAUAAAACUUCAUUUUUCAAUUUUCCAACGAAAAAGAACUUUCUUUUACCAAUAUAUAGAAAAUCACGAGACUAUAUAGAAUUUAGUCUUCAUAAUAUAAACUGCCACAUCACCCUGCAAUUUUUUCUUUUUGUUCACCAUUAAUACAACAAUAAUAAUUUGAGCAAUUAAAAGUACAACUUAUUGAAUAAUUUUCUAAAAAAAAAAAUGAAGAAGAACAAACAACAAAAAUAUAAAUAUACAAUACACGAUGCAGCAAAAAAAAAACAGAUUGAAAACCAAGUAUAAAAGAAAAAAAAAAUUAGUAAAUAAUUGUGAAAAUUCAACCACCUCUUCAAAUUUAAAGUUAAUUAGAGAAAAAAAAACAUUUCCGAUUUCCAUGAAGGAUGAAAAAGUUUUCUAUAGGAUAAUUAAAUACAGUGUAAAAAAAAGAGAAAGAAAAAUUAUUAAGAGUAAAUAUAAGAGAAAAAAAAACCUACAUGUUCUUCAUUUUAAACAGAGCAAGUAAUUUAUUGUUGAAGACACCACUUGAUAAUUUAUAGAACAGAAUAAAAAAAAGAAAAUGCAUAAAAUGAAAAAUAAACUCAACUUUAUUUUGACAAUAGUGCCAGAACAAGUUUUUUAUUGAAACAUACAGCAAACUAAAUAAAUGAAAUAGAAUGGUGAAAUAUAGUAAUAAAAAUAAGUAAUUUUUAAUAAUGACAGGUUUAAUCCAAUAUUUAAAUAAGGAUAUAUAGAAUAUAUAUAUUUUAAUUUGCAAUAGGACAAAAUCACCCAAAAUAUUUAAAAGAGAAAAAUAAAUAUUUUAGGUGAGAAAUAGGAAAGAAAAAACACCCACACCUGCAGUAUGCACGUGGACUCUCUUAAAAAACUUUAAAAUUAAAAAAAAAUAGAAUCAAAUAUUUGCUCAAACUGACACAUCCUUAUUUGCCGUAACAUCCUUAUUUCUGUAAUAAUACAUCUCUUUCAGUUCUUCGCGUUACCAUCAUAACAUUUUAUCAAAAAAAAAACAAAAAUUAAUUAAUAAAAAAAACAGAAAAUGCUACUCUUACAGUGCAUGCAAUGCGGAGAGUGUGCUAAAACAGUUUCACAGAGUUAAGUAAACAAUUUGUAACAUUUAUCUAUUGCACAAAUGCAAGAAAAAUAGGAAAAAAAUAAAUAAAAAAUAAUAUUAUGUUAAAAAAUUACCAUAAAAAUCAAAUAAGGAAUAAAUAUUUAUCUAAUAAACUACAUAGAAAAUAAUAAGAAUGAAUUCUUAGUGCGAAAUUUGUGAUCUUUAGCGCCAAGAAAACACCAAAAGUUUAUUAAAAAAAAAAACUCUCACAAACCAGACCUAAAUGGGAUCUAACGCUUCCGUGGAAAUGACUCCACAGAAACCACAAAAAGCUCUCCGCUGUGCUUUCCACGGAAUGCAAUGGAAGACUUUCGUCGAUCAAUUGAAAAGAAAAAGUCCAAACGCGAUACUUUCAAUUGUCAAUUGCAGUAUAAUAACCGUCUCGAUAACCAAAGAAAAUAACAAAAAAAAUCAUUUAAAUGUAUUAUUAUAAGGAAAAAAAAUGAAGAAAAAAAAUAGAAAAGCGUAGAAGAUUGUAUUUCAUCUCAUGAAUGAUAUUCAUAAAUAGUUGAAGAAACAAACCAAAAAAAAAAAGAUGUUAUUGAGAAAAUAGAGCAGCAAAAGUGAAUUUUGACGCCGGACGCGCCACUAAAAACCAUGCUAAAUUCUAAACCAUCUCUGGAUACACCCAAAAUUUCGAUGAGUAUAUACUUUUUGAGGCAUAGGCAAAAAAAAGGACAUUUUGAGGUUUUGUAAAAAAUAAAUUACAAACAACAUAGAAGAAGAAGAUAAAAUCAAGGGAAAGCAUUACGAAUAUUAACAAUUUGCGCUUGAAGUGAGCAUUUUCAUUCAUUCUUAUCUUUUUUUCCGUGAAUUAAGUUCCAAAUAAUCUACCAAGAUAAAACCCCAAUUUCCAUGCCCAUUAGUAAAUCACCAAUCCCGGUAUAAAAUAAGCAAUUUAUCCUACUGCAAUGUCUCACGUAUUUUGGGGGUGGAAGGUCCUUGCAAGUGCAACACCAUCACCCUCAAAAGAAAUUUUGAAAAAAAAAGAUGUUAAAGUAAAUAUAAAUUGCAUUAAAAAUCCCAAACAUCUCUAAUAAGAAACAUUAUGUAUGCAAUUCGUUGAUAUGUGUCAAAACUUUUAGUUGAAAAAAAUACACUGAAUAAUAAAUGAAAUUUAAAAAAAAAAGAAGAUCAGCAAGGAAAAUGAAAAAAAGAUAUUUCUCGAUUGUUCUAGAAUCACUUUGGAUAAACUUAAGUGGAAAAAAAAUCAUAAAACGAAAAGACGGAGACUGAUGAAAGGGAAUUUUACAUUCCAACUUGUGUUUUGGAUCAGUCUCCGGAUGAUGCAUUUAUGCUUGACCAUAUUUCCAGAUGAAAAAAAAUCGAAUGUAUUAUAAAACUAAAGGAAAAAAAGCGUAUUCAUAGUAUCUAUCAUUAAAUAUGUAAAACACACAUAGUGAACACAAGACACAACACACACAAACACAUAAGACAAAUUUUCAAUUUUUAGAUGAAGAAAAAUGUCCAAGAAGGAUUUUUUUCUUAUACACUGUGUAAUUGGAUGAGAGAACUUUUUUUUUAAAAAAAAAAAAGUAAAAGAAAGCAAAAAAGAACAUUUGCUAUUUUCAAAUAGCCGAAGUUGGUUGCAAGACAACGUUGAAGCUGCAGAAAAUUCCAAUUAAAAAAGAAAAAUUCUGCCUCAGGUCCUUGCUGCGGUAUUUCUCCGAACAAUUUCGGCUUUAAAGAUAUUUUUAUUAAUUCAAUUUUUUAACGAAUUCAAAAUGAAAAUUUAUCAUUUUCCAAACGGAAAUAAUUUUGGAAAAAUAUUUUUAUUUUUUUAAGAAAGCACAUAAGAUUUAAGGGCGGAUGUUUAAAGAGAUUCUAGGAAGGAACAAAAGGAAAAUCUUUGAAGAAGAAGAUAAAUUGAGAUUUGUUUUUGGAAUUUUUCAUUAGUAAAACAAUUGUCGAAAAAAAUAUUCAAGGAUAAAAAAUGAUUCAAAUUUUGAAUAAUUAAGAGGAAUUUAAUACAUUUUCUUUAUCUUUUGAAAAUAACUGGAAAACUCACAAAAAUAAAUCUAAAAAUAACAUAUAAAUCACACUCUUUGUUGCGUCUUAUAUUGCAUUUUUAUUCAUAAAACAAAUAUGUACGAAUUUGCUUCAAUUGAUGAUCUAUUUUAUGUUUCUAUUAAUGAAUUAAUAUAAAAUACAUUAUCAAUGAUCAAAAGAUGUAUUUGCUUAAUGUAUGAAAAUGCAAAAUAAGGUUCAAUAAAGACGAGGUUUAUAAAGUUUUGGACACAAAAAUAUGCAGAAAAAUUCAGAGUUUUCACAUAAAUGAGCUCAGUUCUACGACCAAAAAAUCCUUUGAAUUUGAAAAUUUUCUUCUAAAAUUUCAUCGAUUUCAAGAAUUUCUUGAUCGCAGAAUAAGACCCAUUGUUGAAUAAAAAUUGAUUCAUCGUUCAUUUAAAGUUUUUAUGAGAAUAUUAACGAUUCUUCUCUGGUUAUUUUGGAAAAGCAUUUUUUGAAAAUUUCAAAUUGCUUGGAGAACGUUCUUUGAAUAAAAAGGAAAUAAGUUCUAAUACCAAAUUUCUCAGAAUAAGCUUUUAAUGUUUUAAAUAAUUUUCUAUUCAACUUUAAAAAUUUUUGGAUCCAAAAUGACCUUAAAGAAGAAAGUCAGCCGUUAAAAAGAUAACUUUUUUUUAAAUUUAAAUUUGAAUACAAGAAAUUAAUGAUUUCAACGCUUUUCUUAAAUAAACAUUUUUAAGAGAUUUUAAUUUUAUUUCCUCCACGAAUCUCACAUGAGAUCUUACACAAGCCCUAAAAUCAAAUUGCUGGAAAGAAAUCAAUUUAAUUAUUCCAAAAGAUAUUGAAAUUAGUUAUGAUUAAACAUUUCAACCCCUUGAAGAAAACAUUAAAAAACAUUGAGGAGAAACGUGUUAGCAUUUAAAUAAAAGACACAACUUAAGUAAGGAAUGAUUUUGAUGGAGAACCAGAAAGAUCAAGGAAUUAUAGCACUUAGAUAAAUCGCCACAGAUUCGUGGCAAUCAUUUUGAAAGUACAUACAUUGCAAGUAGUGUGAGUAAACAUCUGAAGAAAAAAACAAACGAUUUAGAUGAUAAAUGUAAUCGAGAAGGAAAGUUUAACAUCCAGUGGAGUAAAUUAUGAGGGAGAUAAAACAAUGCAAAAAAAAAAGGAAAUCUCUUGACAAAAUGAUAAAUUUUAAUUUACCCAACUUUCAUGGAUGCACAGAGAUGGAUGUCAGAAUAAUGAUAAAAAAAAUAUUUGAGAUAAAAAAAAUCCCAUCUGACCACAAACGAUGUUGGUGAGAACAUUUAUUUUUCCUUUUCGACUUAUAACAAAUUUUUCUUAUAGAGGAAUAAUUUUAAGCAGAUGAAAAAGAAGAAUUUAUAGUGACAACCAAUCUCCAAUAUUUUUUUCUUCAAAUUAAUUAAUUAAGGUUUUCUUCUUGACAACCAUAUAAGAAAUAUUCGUUCAAUAAACUGUAAACACAGAGAAAUAAAUUUUGUUAAAUUUUAAUAAAUAAUUUUUAAUUUUAACACAUUAAUUUAAAGUUUAAACACAAUUUGCAAAACAUGUGAAUCAUGUAAAUAACAUUUUACCGGACUUUUUGGCUUUACCAUUUGUAUAAAUCAAUAAACAUGAUAUAAAUCGUAAGAACAUAUAGCAUUUUCAAAAUGGAGAUGAUAUAGUAUUUAUUUGAGAAAAUAAUUUUAUUGAAAGCUUUUAAUUUUCUCUUCUAACAAAUGGAUAUUAUUAAUAAUUUUUUUUUAAUAUAAAAUGUCUGGGAUCAUUUUUCAUUUUCCAUGUACACACAUUAUCAGGCGGCUCUUUGAGGUGAAGAAGUUUAAGUAAAAAAAAAAAACAAAUAUUAAAUAAAAAACCAUUUAGCAAGUAAUUAAAAAUUUCUGGAAAUAAAAACCAUGGUAUAUUCCUUAUUAUUUCUAUAAGGGUGCUGACAAACAAGUUCAUUGUAUGAUUUUCUAUGUGAAUUUCACUCUGGACCGACAACAUAUCUGCAAGUUUUUCCAAAUAAAAGUGAAACAGAAAAAAAGGAAAUAAAAUAAAUCUAAAUUCUAAAUCACAAAAAAAUUGAAUGUACCGAUUUUUGGGCACCUUUGAACAGAAAAAACUAAAAAUAAAACAGAAUAAAUUGAAAUAAACCAAAAAUAAGCAAAAAAAGAAAAUAGAUCGGUACAGCAUCACUUAGGGAAAUGAUUUGGAAUCAAAUUUUGUAUAAAGAUGAAGACUUUUGAUCAUUUACAGGACAAUUGAUAUUAAUUUUUGGCAAAAAUCCUUUGUUAACGUAACACUCGUUCUCGGCAAUGUUUCGGAUUCCCGGUCUAAAGUAAAAACCAAAAAAAUGAUGAAAAAUGACAAAAAAUAAUAACAAAGUGUAAAAAAAACAUAUUUGAGAAACUCAAAAAAAAAAACACGGCGAAAAGUGAACAAAGAAAAAUGAAAAAAUUAAAUUAAAUGAUGAAAAAAAGAUGAAAGAAAAAACGUAUAUAGAAAAUAUCACGAAAAAAGUACAAGCUUAUUUGAAGCACCUUCGCGCCUUAUCUUUAAAAUUAAAUUUAAAAUUAACAAAAAAAAACAAGUAAUUAAUUAAAGGUAAUUAAAAAAUUUUGAGCAAAAGUAUGAAAUUGUGUGUAAUUUUUACCAAAAUCUGCCUUAAAUUAUAUUUUCUUAUAUACAAAAAAAAUUAAAUAAAAAAAGUAAUAAGUCCUACUAGUGUGAUGAUUUGCUGUAUAGAAGAGUAAAAAGAAAAUUAACUUAAAAAAAAGAUCAACAACUCAUAAAGAUGAAAAAAAAAGAACAAAAUUUCUCACAAUUUUUAACAAUAUAGUUUUUCGGGUCAUUUUGUAAGAUGAUGAUGAAGCUAAGGACAGCAUUUUCACAUGAAAAUCAUCCAAAAAGUUCAUGCAGAAUUCAAAAUUCACGUCAAAAUUCAUUGUCAAAAUUCAAAAUUUAUAAAGAUCUAAAUUGAAAUGAAAAAAAAAAAUACAACAAUCACAACACUUUUUACGUUGAAAUUGAAUUAUAUUUUUGUUUAAAUAUAAAUUUGACUUUUAUUCUUCAUUUUCGUUGGACGACACUGAAAAAGGUUGCUUCCACUAAGCUAAAACUAAUGAAAAAACAAAUCUCAGCUAAUUGAGAGAAUAUUAAGGAAUUAAAAAAAAAAGAAAAUUCUCUCCAGCUGUGAGCACGUUGGCAAUACUUCGUGUCGACAUAGUUUUUAUAAAUUGCUUUUAUAUUUAAUAUAAAAAUUUUAGUUUGUAACUGACAGGAUGCUAAAAAAUGAAAUAAAAUAAAAACAGGUAUAAAUUCAAAAUUGCUACAAAAAUAAGAUAAAUUAAAAAAAAUUGUCUUUCCACUAAGAAUUUACUCCCCAAUCCGUAAUAAGAAAAAUCUACAGCUACACAGAACCAGAUAAAAACCAACAGAAACAGCUUAGAAGCAAAGGCUAUUGAAAAAUUAGUAACAAUAAAAUAAAUUUUAAAAAAAGGUGAAAAUACAACAAUAAAAAAUACAGAAAUAAAUGGUAACACACAGAUCAAUUCCACCAAAUUUAGGCUUUGUAAUGUACGAAUGAUUUAUGUAAGUGAAUUGACACUUCAUUUGAAAUCAAUGUCCUUUUGUUCAUUGAAAAAAAAGGACAACACAGAGAGAAUUUCUUCCCAAUUGUAUGAAUUUUAAAUAACCUUUUCAACUCUAAUAAUAAACCUUCAUUGCCCACCUUUUAGUUUGUCCUUUUGUCCUACCUUCUGUCUUAAUUAUUAUAUAUUUUAGUAUAUAAAUAUAUAUAAACAAAACACACACAACAACACAUAGAUUGUGUCAAAAUUGAUUAUAAUGAAAAAAAGAAAACAAUUGAGAAAAUAAAUUGUCACAAUUAUAAUUAUAUUGAGAUAAUGAUGAUAAGAAAAAAAAUUGAUGAUAGUGAAAAGGAAUACAUGAAAAACUCUUACAGAAAAAAACUGGUAAAAUCCAAUUAUUAUUAAAGGAAAAAAAUCAUUAAAAAUAACGCAUCAACAUUACAUAAAAAAAUUAGUACGUAUAUUUAAAGCAGAAGAAAGAAAUUACAAUUAAAAUUACAUAAAGAAUAAUUAAAAGAAAAAGAAAAAAAACUUAAAUUAUGAAUUCUUUUAAAUGUGGGAUGUAGUAUAUGUAAAAUUGUUGGAAAACUCAGGCAUUGACUUGGUCAUCGUUGCUUCUGGUACAGCUCAUGCGAAACCAACAAAUUGAACAUUUUUUACAUGCGAAAAACUCUUCAGUUGAACUUGAUAAUUUAUUUCAAAACUGGGUUUAUGUUAAUUUUUUCUAAUUUAUUUAUUUUUAAAAUGCAAUAGAGAUAUGCAAAGAAAAUCCUUUUAUAAUUUGCAGGACAGCACGCGUAUUUACUUUGGGGGAAAAUGUGCAAUUUUGCAAAAACUUGUGGUCUGAUGAAAAGUUCUCGACUACAGAAGGCUAAAAAGCAAAAUUCUGCAAUAGAAAUAUGAAAAUGAAAAAUGAUCUUUCGCUAAUCCUUAAUUUCAAGGAAGUUUCUUUAGAAGAAAAUGCAUUGGGUUAUUAUUCUUUUAAUUUAAGAGACACCAAAUGCUCAACCUUUUAAAACUGAGAGAAAAGCUUCAAAGUUAGGAAAGCUUUUCUCAAAAGUUCUUACAAAAUAUUUAGGUGAAUGUUUAAAAAGAAAAUCUUUUGAUUUUUCCAAUAUAUCCCAUUUUGAAUACAAAAUUGUGGAAAUAGGAGCAUUUUCUUUAAAUGAAAUUAUCCUUGGAAAAUGUAGAAAUCAACUUUUCCGUCAAAGCACAUCAACCGUCAGACCACAACAAAUUCAAAUUGAUCAAAGGCUAUGAAUAAACCUCCAAAGUAAAUCGAUUGAUUUAGAAUUUUAAUUGAAAAAAGAAAUAAUUUUAUCUCAAAAUAAUCAACUUAAAAGUGUAAGAAGAAAAAAAUUAAAUAAUUUUACACAUUUUUACCGACAACACAACAAAAUGAUGUCAAAUCAACAAUAUCACUCAUUUGCGAUCGAACACAAAUAGGUGGAUGCUCUCAAAAUGGAAAUAGCCACAAAUUUCUCUGACACACCCAAAUCCGUUCUUGCAAUAGUCAAUGAAGGCAAUCAAAAACAAUAAAACUAAAGAAUACAAAAAAAACGUUGAUAAAAGAUAACGACACUGUGGAAAAAAAGCUUCAAGAAAAAGGCAAAAAAAAUGCGAAAAACCUUUGGUGAAAAUGUUAAACGAUGUUUAGAACCACAACAACAUUACCGGUUAAAUGUUUUUAUCAACAAAAUACUAAAAAAAAAACCCUUUUUGGCAGAAUGGGAAUCAAAAAUUGUAACAUUCACGAGUCAAAAUUCCAAAUUCAACUUGAAAUAACAUGGACUUAAAAAUGUAAUGGGCCACAUCGUCCGAUCUAAAGUGCCUUCAAAAAAAUGUUGAUUUUUUACGAAAAAGAAUAAUAAAACUAAAAAAUAUUAAAAAUACAAUACAAAACGGGCCCUUAAUAGACUUCUCGCCCCACCAAAGUGUCCAACUAUUUGGGUUACGAUCCACUGUUGUACUUUUAUGUUUUCUAAAAAAAAAAUAAAUAAAGAAAGAAAAACAAAUUAAAUAAAAAGAUAUGAAAAAUAAAAGAAAAUCAAUGUAUUUGAUGAGGAAGAAAAAAACGAAUUAAAAUAUAUAUUGCAGAGCCCAGAAUCAACCCAAUUCGAUGCCUCUCUAAACUCUAAGAAUAUAUUUAAAAAAAAAAAAGAAAGAAAAAAUGAUGAAGAAAAAACUAAAUUAUAUUGUUACUAAUAAGUCUUAUAUAAAGAGCAAAAAGAAAAUUCUUCUGUCAGCGUCUGAUGCAUGUCUUUAGGAAUUAGAUGAAGAAAAAAAAACGAAAAUAUUGAAAUCCAAUGGAUAUUCUCAUGUGUGAAAGGUGAAAAACAAAGAUAAGGGGAAAAAGAAAUUUUUCAAAGAAAAGAAAAGGCAUAAGAAAAACAAUAAGAGAAUAAAGGGAAAAACAAUCCAAAGUGAUUUGGAAGACAUGCACCCGGUGCAGCGAAAUCAAUAUUUCACGAUAAAUAUAAAAUGAUUAGUCAGUAGGAAAACCAUAAAUAUAUUCAUAAUUAUUAAUAAUAAUAAACUCUAUAAUAUCAGCUAAUUAUUAUAUUUAAACCAUUAUUAAAAUACAAGUGAAGAAAAAAAAAUAAUUGAAAGUAAACUAUUGCAAUUUCAUGAUAGUUUUAUGUUGAUGAAACAAGGAAUUAAAAAAAAAAACAUUGGUAAAAAAAACAAUCCUUUGCGUCAAUUUUGCUUAAGACUUUUUUCUUUUCUUUUAUGAAAACCAUUGAAAAAUAAAGAGAAAAAAUACAACACAGAAAACGAGGAAAAGAAAAUGUGAAAAGGGGUAGAGGAAGAAAUUUUGAAGGAAAACCAACAGAAAAAAAUUAAAAUGAAACAUAAUGAAAACUGUGAACAUACAAUCAACAUAACACUUAACAUUCUCACACACACACAAACACUGUUCAAUGCAGGAGAACAAUGCUGAAAAAUAAAAACACCCUCAUAAUGAAAAAAAAAAAAUGCUGAAUUCUUUUAAAUUGCAUUGCAACUAUGAGAUUUAAUUAGACUGAAAUGAAUUAAAUUUGUAUACAAUUUUGUUGACAAAUUCUCACUCGAAUAAUUUUCUUUUUAUUACAAAAUACAACUUUUUCUUAACAAAAAAAAAAUGUAAUUUGUGAUUUCUUUAAAAAUUAAUUUUUGUUUAUCGUUUAGUUAGAUAAAUUGCCUUAUUUAACAAAGAAUAAUUUUUCUUUGAAAAACCACAAUAUGCAAUAGUUGAGGGAAGAAGUCAAAAAGAAAAUUGAAAAGUUUGUAAAAGCUUUUGAGAAUAAACGAAAACUUUUCAAUUUGACUUUUCCCCGUGAAUUUAGGCUUCUAUUUCCGGCUAAAUAAAAUCAUGGUUUUCAGUUUCAAAAAGGAAAAUCCAUUAAAAAUGAACUCCAUACUUAAACAAUAUGUAAAUAGAUUUUAUAUGCAUUUCCAAUUAAUUUUCUGACUACCACCAACUAGUAUUAAUUGAAAUAAUGACACGCUAGAAGAUAUAUUAAUAAAAUUAGGACACAUUCAAAUCAUGUGCAAUAUUUAUUUCUUUUUUUAUUUAAAAGAAAACAAACCAAAUAGGUGUUUUAUGUCAAAUUCAUUUAAGAGAAGAAAAAGUCACACAAACCUUAAGUUCAAUAGCAAUAGAACCAGACUUGUGCGGUCUUCCUAAUUCGACGAAGGAGCAACCGAAGUAAUAAAAUGAAAUCAACCAAACAACCAUAAGAGAUUGAAAUAGCAUUUAAUUAGAGAAAAAGAAAACUUUGUGCAAUAGCUACAGACCAACAAAAAUAAAAGAAAAAAAAUCAAGAGAUCAAACAGAGACAUUUCACUGAAAUGGCUACGGCUUAUAAAACUUUCUUCAGGUGACGAUAACAAGAUGAAAUAGAACCAGAUAUAAUCACAGCUAAAAGAAACCCAAAAAAGAUAUGGAGACAUUUUGUUUUAUAUAUACUUACAUAUAUAUUUUCCAUAUUUCCCACGAUAAUUUCUUUACACAUUUCUAUAUAUAAAUUUUUUAUUUCGGAACUAACUUUCCCCCAAAAAGAAACUCUUCACUUGAACAUUUUCGAGAUAAAAAAAAGCGCAAAAAACUUUCUUCAGAGAAUCCUACAAAAAAAAAUAACUAACAUGGCGGGUAGUAAUGAUAUAAAAGAGAAAAAAAAGAAAACAUUUUAGAAAAUAGUAGAAAAAAUGACAAAUUUAGAAUUAUUGUAGGAAAGAGUGAGUGUUGAAAGUGGAUUUUCGACGUGCGAUGAACAAAAUUAAAUGUAUUUUGCGCCAUCUAUUAAAUAAGAACUACAUUUAGUAAUGAGGAAAAACUAUUCAUUGAGUAAAGAAAAAAAAUUAAUGCAGAGUGUUUUAUAAUUUUCAAAUGAAAAAAAAAUGAAAAACUAACCUAAAAAAUGUAGUAGAAAUGAAAUAUUUUUCACACACAAAAAAAAACUUGAAGACAAAAGAUACUGGCGAAAAUUAAAUGAAAAAAAAAAUGAAGAAAUGUGUAAAAAGUUAUGUAUAAUGAAAAUUUUGAACGAAAAUUCCUACACAGCAGCGACAACUGUCGGUGGGAAUGUAGAAUUAAUGGGGAAAGUAUAAUAAAAAUUAACUAAUUAUCCCAACUACAAUGCACCACGGGCACUUGUAUAAAGAAAAAAAAACUAAAGAAAAAUUAGUCAUUGAGCGGAAGUACAUAACGUAAUGUAAAAUGAGUAUUUUUGUAUCAAUAUUUUCUAAACGUUGGUGUAUUAAAAACAAAAAAAAAGUGAAAAGACCUAUAAUCAAGAAACUAAUAUUAAAACAAAAUUUAAAUGAAAAAAAAGACAUAAAAAUCAUUAUAUAGAAAAAUUUUAGAUAAAUGAAAAUAUUAUAUAGAAAAGUAAUUGUUUUCUAUUUUAUCAUUUUAGGCUUAGGAACUUUGGAUAAAAUGUGGUGAGAAAAUAAUGAGAAAAAAAUGAUGAAAAUAAAGUAAAUUUAGGGAUUUUGAUGAUGAAAAAAAUGUAAAUAUUGAUAAAAUAUUUAGAAAUGUGAAAAGGAAAAAAAAGUUAUGAUACUUACACUCAGAUUAAAGCAUAAAGUGUACGUGGUGCGAAUCCCUAAACAAAUAAUUCUACCUUCUCCUUGACAGUUUGCUUGACUGUUUGUCGUGUAAUUGACAAAAAAAUAAAUGAUGAGAAAAAGAGUAAAAUUAAGGAUAAUUUUUGUAAAAAGGCAAGAAAAGCAACACAAUUAAUAAAUUAGUACUUAACCCCUUUAUUAUUGUAUUAUGUAAAAUUAUCCAUUAAUCAUAAACAAGAAAAAAAAACUAUGAUUAUUAAAUAGAUAUAGAAGUAUAUUAAAGAAAAAUAAAAUGUUUCUAUAUAUUUAAUAAUGAUGAGAAAUCAUUUCGAAAAAGAAAACCUAUGUAGUAAGUGAAAGACAAAAAAAAACUGAUAAAACGAAGUAAGAAAAAUUUUAUGACGGUAACUAAUUCUAUGGGUAGAUGACGUGAUUUAUCCUCCUUUAAUUCUCCAUUAGGUCCAAUGAAGAAAACAAUUUACUAUGAAGAAAAAAAUUGUUUUUUAUUAAUGAAGAACAAGCACAGAUUAAAGCUCUCCAAGGACCAAAGAUGAUGAUUGAAAUGAAAAAAAUAAAGAAAUCAGAGAAGAACUAAUAACGACGAAGAAAUAAAUUGGUCAAAUGGACAUGAAAUAACUAAUGAAGAAGAUUAAAAAAAACAAGUCGAAGCUAGCCAUUGUGAAACGUACAAAAGAAAAUUAAUUAAAUAAUUGAAGUAAAAGAAAAAAGAAUUAAUAAAAGAAGAAAAAUAUAUUAAAAAAUAAUUUCAUUGUGUAUAAAAAUGAAGUAUUAUUGGCGUCUGUUUGGCGAUUGGAUGGAAAUAAAUGAUUCUUUGUAGAAAAAAAAACAACCCAAUCGAAUGAAUAAUUACAUUAAACAAGUAAAGAAAAGAAAAAAAAAACAAGGAAAAGAAGAAAUAUUUGUGUAAAAAGAACAAAAAAAAUGAAGUAAUAUUAAUUGAUAAGUGAAUUGAGAAGAAGAAUGAAAUUCGAAAAUGGUUGACGCACAUUUAUGCCGUUUUUUAAUUCGAAAAAAAAAGAGAUAACAAAGUCAAAUGAUAAAAGAUAAAUUGUCAUAAAAAAAAUUACCAAUCACAUUAUUUAAACUUAACAUCAUAAUCAUUAAAGGAAGUAUCAAAUAUAAUAUUUACGCCGAAUUAUUUAUCUGUAAAACUUAAAAGCGUGUCAUUGUCCAUUACAUGUUAUUAUCUUUAGAAGUUUUUCAAAACUGUUUGGUGUAUUUAAUUAAUUAUAAUUAAUUGAAAAGGAGCAUAUUGAAUGCUGAAUGAGAAUAUGCAAGAACGACGUACACUAACAAUUUUUGUAUCAUAAAUAAAAUCGAGUCUCUGUUUAUAUUAAACUUUUAAUUUUUCUUCUUUUACCAAUAAGCCUAAUUUCAAUUUUUCUUUCAACAAUUUUCAUUUUAUUAAUUUUUGUAAAUUUUCUUAUCAACACAUUUUAUUGACUUUUGUUGAGCAUUUUUUUUAAACGUAAAAAUGAAUUUCAGAUGAAAAAUACCCUGAAAAAAGGAACAUGCACUAGACAACAAGGAAAAUACAAAAUAAAACACAAAUAUUCAUGGUGAAGCAUUUAAUUUCUCGCAAAAAUAAUUCUCAAAUUUAUUUUCUUUCAAAUAAAAGACCAAUAUAAUUUUCUUCUCUGACAAUUCCAAAAAAGCAAAAAAUUCGUUGACUUUGAAUUAAAGUGCAAAGAAAAAACAAAAUUAAGAAAAAACGUUUCACAACUCUAAAAAAAACUUUGGGUUAAAAAAUGAUGAAAAAAAAUUAUGAAGAGCAAAAAUGUGACAAAAAUUACAUAUUUUGGGCCAAAAUUAUUGAGGUGAACCAAAAAAUGGUAAAUUUAUUUGAGAUAAACGAGGAAAGAAAAAAUAACUAAAAAGGUAAUGAUAAAAAUUAUAAGAAAAUUGUAUAAAAAAAACAUUGAUUCGGAAUACAAAGAGUUGUUUUAUUUAUUUAAUUAUGUAUUUAUGAUAUAUAUAAAAAAUUAUAUUGUUUAAUUUCUCUUAAAUAAUAAAGUUUUUAAAAUCAUA